AUGCUCACAAUCGCACAUCUGGUUCAAGCAAUCGUGUACCGCAACGGCUUCUGCUGGGUUAUCAUCAUGGCCGCUCUUUGGGAAACUGGCGCAUAUGCGUUUCGAGCUCUUGGUUCCAAUGAUCAACAAUCCUCCGGCAUCGCAAUGGUCGCUCAGAUUUUGGUGUUGGUAGCGCCUAUCUGGGUGAACGCCUUCGCCUACAUGGUCUUCGCCCGCAUCGUUCACUACUACUCACCCACUCGCAAGGUCUGGAUCUUCUCCCCCUCCAUCCUCGCACUCAUCUUCGUCACCCUCGACAUCGUUUCUUUUGUCAUCCAGCUCGUCGGCGGUGGAAUGGCAGGUCCAGGCGCGAGUCCAGAAGCACAAAAGAAGGGCCUGAACAUAUACAUGGGCGGUAUUGGUAUGCAGGAGGGCUUCAUUGUUCUAUUCCUGGGGUUGGUCAUCAAGUUUCACCGCGAUCAGCUCCAGGCGGAGAGGCUGGGACGCUUACCCGCGGACAAGAUUGGUGGCUGGAAAUGGUUGUUGUACGCGCUCUACGCAUGCUUGCUGGCUAUCACUAUUCGCAUUAUCUAUCGUCUCGCCGAGUUCUCCGCUGGUCUUGGCGCAAGCAACCCUCUUCCGAGCAACGAGCCUCUCCUGUACGUUCUGGAGUCAGCUCCAAUGUGGUUGGCCAUCUUCGUGUGGAACGUAGUCCAUCCUGGUCGCUUUAUCCGCGGCCCGGACGCCAAGAUGCCGCGUUCGUGGCUGUCACGUCAUCUUUGCUGCUGCUGUGGCAAACGUCGUUGCGACGACUGCAAUGGUAAGCUUGGCCACGCUGGACCUCAUCAUCAACGCCUAGGAGACGACUCGGAUCUGGAAGACAACCAGGAAAUGCACCCCGUACCGAAGAGUGCCGGAGGUCGUUAUGCCGUCAGCCCGACAAAUCCUUUCCUGGAUGAAACAUCUUGCGACUCUUCCUCGAAUCCCGACUACAGGGAAGGGCACCGUCUUCGCCCUUCGUCGACUGCCGCAAGUUUCCGCGAUGUCAGCCCAGAGCCAACAUCAUAUACUGCAUACCAUCCUCGCGGGUUUCUGGGCUAA
Messenger RNA from Alternaria triticimaculans, 1080 nucleotides. RefSeq lists its product as uncharacterized. Gene Ontology annotation, cellular component: membrane. Bases 1 to 1080 code for a protein of 359 amino acids. The record is from RefSeq and is a predicted model, not a curated record. The transcript has a single exon. Lineage: Eukaryota; Fungi; Ascomycota; Dothideomycetes; Pleosporales; Pleosporaceae.